Molecule: messenger RNA, 3110 nt
Organism: Dermacentor andersoni
Lineage: Eukaryota; Metazoa; Arthropoda; Arachnida; Ixodida; Ixodidae
Source: RefSeq, a predicted model, not a curated record
AUGGCGGCCCCCAUGCUCGAAGUGUUUUUUCGGGCGAGUGAAUUUUUUGUGUGUGUGUGUGUGAGUUUGAAAUGGAGCGUGCCCAGCCGCAGAAGAAAAAAAAAAGUAGCGCCAUCGCAAGCGCGGCAGCUGUGGGGAGAGCGCGAAACGGAGCUCCUCAUAGAUUUGUGGGAGGACCGCCUUAUGGACCUACGCCGUCAGAAGAGAAUUAGCGGUGUUUACGACGAUAUCGCCGCGGCCCUGCGACAGGUGGGCUUUGAAAGAACUCGGCUGCAAGUUCACCACAAGAUGGAAAAUCUUGCGCAGACUUAUCGUUUUUGGCUGAAAAAUCAAAAGACCGGUGCUGGCGCCAUACCUUGGACGCAUUUCUGGCGAAUACAUAGUUUUUUAGGGACACUCCCGGCCAACGACCCAUCAAGGGCUCAAGAGAGCCAAGGUACUGUUGAAGAGGUCAUCAUGGAGAUGAUAAACGGCAGCGAAAAUGCUGUCGUUGACAAUGAGAACAGGCUGCAAUGGGAGGAGAGUGCGCCCAUCAGACCUCUGGACAGCCCAGGACAGAACUCCCCGUCCACGUGCAGCCCGGCCUCCAGCGGCCCGGCCUCUCCCAGUCCGGCCUCUCCCAGUCCGGCCUCUCCCAGUCCGGCCUCCUCCAGCCCGGCCUUCUCCAGCCCUGCCAUCAGCAGUGUCACCCCUGCUAGUGUGGCUACAACAAGCCGGGGUCCAAAGAGGAAGACGGGUGAUGACUUCAAGCAGCAGAUACUGGCUGAACACAUACUGCUGAGGGAGCAGCUGGUGGCGAGCCGUCAGAGAGAGUACGAGCAAAGAGAGAGACACAUGCAAAUGCAAGAAAAGGUUUUUAAUUCAAUGUCAAAAUAUUCAGAAAGAAGUUCCAAAUAAAGUUGCUGUAAUUAGGAAGUGGAAAAUGCAGCAUCCACCCAAUCGCAACAGAUUGCUACGAAGGAAACCUGUUUGGUCAAGAAUGUACGGGUUUUCAUUGUAGGAAUUUGCUGCAAAUGUAUGGAUGCCACAUUUUCCAUUUCUUACUUCACCCAUCUUGUGGGUUUUGUACAGAAUACUUUCUUCAAUGUGUGCUAAAUCGCUCUUUUGAGUGCAGAAGAAUACUUGUGCGCUUAGUAGAAAUUAACUUCUGCUAGGCGCACAAGUAUGUGAUGAUGACAGUGGACUCACUGACCUACCAAAGCAUGAACGUCCACAAAGCUUCAGCAUAAAAUUCCCAGCUCUGCUGGAAGUCACUCGUAAGAUGAGUAGCAGUUGAACAAGUGCCGCUGAAGCAGUUUCAACAAAGGAACUAGUCAGCAAGUCUGUGCCUUGUCUCGCACGGGUGUGACUGCAUUAUGCAUGUGUUUGAGUCACAGCAUGUAGCUGUGCAUAAUACAAAUAAUCAAAAUGCUUAACUUGCCUGCAUCAUGUCGACUGCCCACGUAUGGGCCGUUCAAUUGGCAGAUAAUCCCAUUGGGGCACGUGAUGGACUGGUAUUUAAGGGCAUGAAAACGUUUGUGCCCCGAAAAGAAGACCUGAUCAUUUGAUGGACGGCAAAUGGCCCGCGCUGUCCCGUCGAUGAAGCCCCAGCAAUUGUGGAGCGGCGCCCCUUUGGAAUUCAUGGCCUGCGAGUAAAUGUGAUACAGCCGAGUACAAGCACACCCUGGCAAGUAGCUGAUUGCAUACCUGGGCAAAAGCUUCCAGUUGAGCAAGGUCGAGCAAGAAAUGACUGUUCACAUCUCGCAGAAGGUGGCUGAACAUGCUCUCAAUGUGUGCAAGCCCAGCAUUAGUGGCUGAAGAAAUCAGCCACUAAAGCUACGCUAAACAUAUAACUAAAACAUGAAAAUCGCCCGCCGCUCCGCUUUGGCUUAGCGGGGCUACCCGGAAUGGAGCGUACUGCAAGGAGGCUCAACUAAAACACUCUUUUAGUGGGGCAAGCUUGUGACGCUUUUUAUGGCCCUGCAACAACAUGUACCUUAUUUCGGUACUCACGCUUGUCGAAAACACGAUGAGCGAUUGUCAAGAGUGAUAACACAGGAGUGUAUUGCUUGCACCGGCAGGACGCGUAAAAGAUAACACCGAGGAGCUCAUUUCUGUCUUCUGAGCGAUUGAAAACAGGAUUGGCACCCACGAAUCUGUCUUGAGUGCGACUAGAAGGCAUUCUGCGAGCAUGUAACAUGGUCUGGCUGAGAGCCUGUGUUGUAGCCACCUCUGUGUACUUGGCGUACCAUUGUGUCGACUGUAUUGUAUACAGUGGACGACUCUAUUGGGUGCCGCCAUGCGUGAGACGCAAUUUGCGUCUCGCACAUGCACAGUGGCUUCGAUGCCUUUUCUUUGGGGCCCUACUGAAACUCUCUAUAGAACUUGCACGCCACCGUGCAUGUUUAUAUUAAAUUAUCCGAAAUUUCGUGUAGCGAUGAGGUAGCGCAGCAAACAUCGGGUUGUUUUGUUCAGCUGUGUUAGGAAGUCUGACAUGCCUUAAUAAAUUGCUUAUGUAGUUGCAUGAAAUGCAUGUGGUGGUUCAACGUACUGCAACAUGUCACAGAACACAACUUGUUUGUGGUUAUGUCGCUUCAUAUGUGCCACCUUUACGAAUCCAGUGCAAUGAAUCCAGCGCAUUUGGUUUUUCCAUCAACAGUGCCGCAACACAGCCGAAAGAAUGAGCAAUGCAGCGAGUCCAUUUAUGAUGACAUGCAGCUGUAACACCUCUACAACUACCUCAUGUACUUUUUGUUUGCAGGUACAGGCUCUGAGUGGACAGCCGGGGAAACUAAGCUGCUAUUAGAUUAUUACGAGCAGUACUUUGCUGAGAUUGGACCAAUGAAAGAAUUAAAAAAUAAAAAGCUAAUGUUUGCCCGAAUUGCAGCCAAUAUAUCAGAGGCACUCGGAAUUUCCAAAACCAGUGAGCAGUGCUGCAGCCGCUAUAAAACUGUCAUGCGAAGAAAAAGAAGCGCUACAGCACACAAUAACAAAUCCGGGAAUUUCCCGUGUGAAGUGCCUUUUGAAGACGAAAUAGCCAGAAUACGCUGGCUAGAUGACAGCCUCGAGCUCGAAGAGCUGAGGGACAGCUCUGGCGCUGUUGCUGUCAAGAGGCCAGCCAGCCAGGCAUC